Messenger RNA from Fibroporia radiculosa, 1341 nucleotides. RefSeq lists its product as uncharacterized. The record is from RefSeq and is a predicted model, not a curated record. NCBI's taxonomy places the organism in Eukaryota, Fungi, Basidiomycota, Agaricomycetes, Polyporales, Fibroporiaceae. The transcript has 4 exons. Bases 1 to 1341 code for a protein of 446 amino acids.
AUGGCCACUCUCCAAUUCAAUAGCUCUGCCGUCAUUCUUGAUGAUACUAGUCCUUUGAUAUCGUACUCGUCGGGCUGGGUACUGGCAGGAAGCAGCGCAGAGUACAACCAAACUCGGCAUGGGGCUUCGACUGCAGGUCAGACGGCCACGUUCACUUUCAACGGUACUAGUAUAGCGGUGUACGGAUCGCUGGGAUCGAUCGACGUCUAUGGACAACCACAAACACAGUAUUCCAUCGACGGAGAGGUGUCGGCAGUUUACGAUGCGCCAAUAAUCACCCCUGGAACGUAUACCGAUCAUACACUCUUUUACUGCUCGCCUCCCCUCACGGCAGGAGUGCACACGCUAGGGAUCGAGAAUCUGAACGGAACAGCUCCCAGCGAGUUUUGGCUAGAUUAUAUUAUUUAUGUUCCCUCCGAUCUGCAGGCGGUGUUGGCAACUUCUACAUCCCAGACGUCAGCCGCUCCCACCACAUCGUCCUCUUCAAAUUCGGUCGCGACAACGACCACUCCAACGUCGACCCCUCCAGUGUUGACUCCUCCAACAUCGACUCCUCCAACAUCGACUCCUCCAACAUCGACUCCUCCAACAUCGAAUUCUCCAACAUCGACCGCUUCAACAUCAACUACGUUAGCGUCAUCCUCUUCUACUUCUCCAACAUCGACUGUUCCAACAAGGGCCGCUACCACAUUGACCAAUCCGCCCUUGCCGACCGCUCCCGCUACCAUCACUACAUCUGUAUCAAGCACCUCGAGUGGUACUGCUGGAAAGGUCGCCUCCGCGGCGUUAUCGUCCAAGUCCACAAAUGUUGGGGCAAUUGCCGGAAGUGUGGUGGGUGGGGUUGUUGGCCUGGCUCUGAUAUUCGCCGCUUUGUUCUUCUUCUAUCGGCGUAAGCGAAACACGGGAGUCUACUUCGGCGAUGGUAUCCUUGCUGCAUCAUCCGAUGCCCGUCCUUUUGCUUCUUGGCCAAAUGACAGUGUCAUUACUGGGCAGAACUUCAGGCAGAGUACAGACAUACAGUCUUCGCUGGGUAGCCCGUCUCAGCAUAUGGGAACGUAUGUCCAUAGUCCUACCCAACAUUCAAGCACGACCAGCACUUUGCCUUACCCUGCUACACUGCCAGCGGGUAUUGCAACCACCCAUGAAGUACGCACCCUUCCUACCAUCGCGGGCGGAUCCGUUGACGUCUUCCCUCUUCCGGAAAAGGCUUCGCAACCAGUUCCUGAUUCUGCCCACAUAUCCUCUGGAUCUACCGUUUCUCUCCCGCGCCGCUUGCCUGAUCCCGAGAUUCGUUCCAUGCUAUCCACCGUCGGAGAUACCCCUCCCGCAUAUACUCGCUGA